CCCGCAGGACCCGCUAUAUCAUAAUAAGAAUGCCAGGAAAGAGAAACUGGCAGUGAUAGGCAGUAAAGUUCGCGCAGUUUUGCCCAACGCAACAGAUGAGGACUGCAAAACUCGAUUCAUGUCUCUGCGGUCGCAUUUUUGUGGAGAGCUGAAAAAAAUUAGAGCCAGUGAGCAUAGUGGUGCAGGGGCAAGCGAAGUUUAUGAGCCUGCUGUGUGGUGGUUUAAUGCUUUGAAGUUUUUGAAGGACUACGUGACACCGAGGAAAACAGUGACAAAUAUCCCAAGCCGUAUGAUACCACAGUCACUCUCUUCAAAUCCAUCUAGCACGACCACUGUCAAUGACCCUUGUAAUACUGAGGUGACCACAGUUACUGAAGAGACCAUAGUAAAUGAUGGAUAUAUUGAAGAUGACAACAGCAAUGUAAGUGCAUAA
Molecule: messenger RNA, 433 nt
Organism: Schistocerca serialis cubense
Lineage: Eukaryota; Metazoa; Arthropoda; Insecta; Orthoptera; Acrididae
Exons: 4
Coding region: 119-433 (104 amino acids)
Source: RefSeq, a predicted model, not a curated record